GACUACGACCGUUUCCUUUUGUAUACCCAAAAACACGGCCGCGCGCCGCUUGUUUCUUGUCACUGCGUGGUAUCGUGCUAGUGUCGUCCGUGUGACUAACCUCCCAUAAUCGCCCGUCGAGGAGUUUUGUAGCUCAGGACCAACCACCCAAAAAGAGAUAGCUUCGCACCUGCAUACCUCCGUCUACCGAACUAUCCAAAUGGCGACAGCAACAGCCUCCCCGCCAUCCCCAGGCCCCGCCAAAAUAUACGCCUUAAUCGCCUACGAAGACCCCUACGUGCAGCCCCUCAUCGUCGCGGCAGUCCAGAAACAUUUCCCGCCAGAAACGAUCCAAUUGAUCACCAGCCUCGAUGAUGUACCAAGCAAGUCCUCCCGCCUCCUCCAAUGGGUCCAAUAUGAGUCCAUUAAUUUCGAGCAUCUGCUCUCCCACCCCUCCGCGCACCUCGCAAACGCGUACGUCAUUCGCAAAGCGCUGAUCCGGAAGCACUAUCUGAGUACGACGGUGGCGAAUUGGGUUGUCAAGCAUUCCGAUUCGGUCUUGUUGAAGGGGUGGAAACAGGGGGUCGAGUUUGAGGUGGAUUAUGCGGAGUUUCUGGAUGAUUCGCUCGUGGAAGCCUGGGAGUUGAGGGAGUCGUGGGCAAGGGGGGAGAAAGGAGAGGGGCGGGAGUGGUGGAUUCUGAAGCCGGGGAUGAGUGAGCGGGGGCAGGGUAUACGUCUGUUCUCCUCGGAGGAGGAACUCACCCGCAUCUUUGAGGGGUGGGAUCCGGAGUCUGACGAUGAAGAAGAGGACGAGGAGGACGAAGACGAGGAUGCGAGGAGUGACGCCGCCGACGAUGAAGAGAAAGGCGUCGAUGACGGAAAUGGCAUCAUCACCAGCCAACUUCGGCACUUCGUCGCGCAGCCGUACAUCCACCCGCCGCUGUUAUUCCAGGGCAGAAAGUUCCACAUCCGGACGUACGUCCUCGCCACGUCGGCGCUGCAAGUGUAUGUCUACAAGCCGAUGCUUGCGCUGUUCGCGGCGCGACCCUAUGUUGCUCCAUCAUCAACGGCUUUUGAGGAAGGCGACGCAGAGGAUGCUCUAAGAAGUCAUUUGACGAAUACGUGUUUGCAAGAUACGGGCGAGAGGGAAGGCAGCGUGGGGUUGUUCUGGGACCUACCCGAAUCCAUUCCUUCACAGCCAUCCUUUUCCGAAGACGAAGAUGCAAAGAAGGAAAUCGAAAUCCCACACGCUCCCACCUGGAAAUCCGACGUCUUCACCCAAAUUUGCGCCAUCACCGGCGAGGUAUUCGAAGCCGCGGCGCGCGGGAUGUCGAUCCACUUUCAGCCCCUUCCCAAUGCUUUUGAGAUUUUCGGGCUAGAUUUUAUGGUUGGAAUUGAACCAGACGGCGAGCUGCGAACAUAUUUGUUGGAGGUUAAUGCGUUUCCUGAUUUCCGGCAGACUGGGGAUGAGUGUAAGGGUGUUGUGGAGGGGUUGAUGGACUGUGUGGUGAGGACUGCGGUUGUGCCGUUUUUUGACGCUGAGAAAACGGCGGAGGUGGAGAGUGGACAGGAUGGUGGGUUGGUCAAGGUGCUGGAUAUUGAUCUGGGGAGACGGUAGCGGUGUGUGGCGUCUGUGGUGGGGCGUAGGUUGGGAUGGGUAGGUGAUGAUCAGUGCACGGAGCCAAAUAGAGUACAUAAAAAGACGCUCAGC
Messenger RNA from Paraphaeosphaeria sporulosa, 1690 nucleotides. Its product is annotated as tubulin-tyrosine ligase family protein. Lineage: Eukaryota; Fungi; Ascomycota; Dothideomycetes; Pleosporales; Didymosphaeriaceae. Gene Ontology annotation, biological process: protein modification process. Gene Ontology annotation, cellular component: P-body. The coding region runs from base 200 to 1597 and encodes 465 amino acids. The transcript has a single exon. The record is from RefSeq and is a predicted model, not a curated record.